AUGUCACCUCCGUCCCCCGGUAGAAAUGUAUGUAGAACAAAGGCUGUCCACUCAGAAAAGGUUCCAACAGUGGAUUGUGCAUUUUCCGGGCUAAAUCCACAUAUUAAAUUUAUUCUAUCUUCUCUGUUUAUAGCUUGUUGCCUGAUAAUAAACACUAUUGCGCUCUAUCCCUCACUUCUGCUUACUAUUCAAACCCAGUAUUCCAAUCAACCCACAUUUUCCUUUCUCAUCAAUCGUAAUGAUGGCUUACCUUAUUUAUUUUGUUCAGUAGAAUUCCAUUUUUUACGGAAUCACUAUAAUCGUUUUAUGCUGUCCCGCAAUCACUUUGAAACGCCGUUGUUGUCGUCAGCUCGACUUGCGAAACGAACGUUGGUAAUCUACGGUCAGUCAGCCGCGAUGGUGACCACGGUACUACAUGAACGAGGCUACAAAGCCGUUCAUUUGUCUGGAAGUAAGUUGAGCUCAUAUGGACUCAGAGGGUCUGAGAUUUACGAGAUUUUUAACGUCUUUCCAAGAAAAAGAGCAAGAAGAGGGAGUCGUUUAUGGCGAAGCACCUCAUCGUCGCGGCUUCGUAGUGUUGAUUCCAAAUCGAGGCUUUCAGUAAACAAGGCAAAAGCUCCAUGGAAAUACUAA
Molecule: messenger RNA, 633 nt
Organism: Haemonchus placei
Lineage: Eukaryota; Metazoa; Nematoda; Chromadorea; Rhabditida; Trichostrongylidae
Source: the annotation of a GenBank genome assembly